CCAAGCCGUGAAUGAAGUAAAUUUCGAGGGAUGUGACCAGGCUAUAUAUACUCAACGAUUCUGUUACUUUUUACAAAAUGAAGCUUAAAGAGCUAGAAGGAUACUUACAGCAAGUUGAUGUUUUUGAAAAGCCAAAAGUGGACCUGGAACAAUAUCCAACAACGCCGCAUAUAGCGGCUCACAUGUUAUACACGAUCGACUCCACAUUUGGUGACAUUGAAGGAAAACUUGUCGGUGAUUUGGGAUGUGGAUGCGGCGUUUUAAGUAUCGGUUCAUGUAUGCUUGGAAGUGCUAUGACAAUCGGAUUUGAUGUGGACGGCGAUGCUUUAGAAAUCGCUGCUAGAAACUGCGCAGAAUUUGAGAUUCAGACAUGUGAACUUAUACAAGGUGACGUGGAACAGAUUGCAUUGUGUGACAGAUGGAGAAAAACGUUUGACACGAUCGUUAUGAACCCUCCUUUUGGAACUAAGAACAAUAGAGGUAUCUACACAAAAUUCAGAUGCUGAUUUUUCUCAGAAUGAGUAAAUUUGACCAAGCACUGCACCAGGCCUUGGUGGAAACCUCGGCCAAGAUCUGAAUUAGUCUCUUGCUCAAGAAGUGCCUUCGAGCAAGCUCUCUUAACCCUUUAACCCCUAAGAGUGAUAAGCUCCUAAUUUCUCCUUACAAUGUCACCCUCAAAUCAGACAUAAAGGUAUGAAGGAAAUAGGAAAUGAUUACCAAUGAGAGAAGCUCUAGAUUGUUAAACAAACUCUCCUUGUUAGCAUCCUGGGAAAUGUAUUGAGAACAGUAUGGAGAAUAUGUCUACUGAUGUUAGGCUGUAAAGGGUCAAGCACUAUGGCAGGAGCAACAAAACCUGCAAGAUUCGAGCUGGUGAGAGGUCAGGGAGGGUUCUGGCACUCAUUAUCUCACCAGAAUCCCCAGGAACCUACUGCACACUUGAAUCAUUCCCAGGCUGGCAAUGGGCAGGCUUUGCUGCUUGUGUUGCACUGCUUGUGAGAGCCUGCACACAGAUGGCCUAUUAUUACCAUGCUGCACUCUAGUUUAACCCUUUUAUCCCCAAGAGUGACUGGCAUCUAAUUUCUCUCUACCAUAUCACACCUGAAUCAAACAGGAAGGUCAGGAGAAUAAAGGAACUGAUCACUGAUUAAAGAAGCUCUUGAUUGUUAAACAAAUUCUCCAUGUUGGCAUCUUAACAAAUGUUUAGAGAACAGUAUGGAGAAUAUGCAUACUGAUUUAAGGUGUUGAGGGUUAAAAGGUCUGAGUUCAAGCCCUGGUCAGGUCACGUUAUUGUGCUCUUAAGUAAGACCUUUCACUCUGAUGGUGUCCCAUCCCUUGCAAGUAUAUGAAUGGGGUUACCAGUCAUUUCUUACCAACAGUUGUUUCAUAUCCAGCUCAGUUGAUUCAUAUCCAGCUCAGUUGAUUCAUAUCCAGCUCAGUUGAUUCAUAUCUAGUCAGUUGAGAUGUUUUGUACCCAUUCUAACAAAAUAUAUUUUCCAUGUCAAGUAUGGUUUGAGUAAGGUCAGUUUUCUUAUUUUAAAUAGCUUAUUACUUGUGUCCAAUAAGUUUUAGGUACAUGGUGUCCAAAAAAAGUACAAGUGUAAACAAUAAACUGUUCUAUCAAAAAUACCACACUUACCUUGCAUUAGGCAAUAAUUUAGUUGUUUUGUUUGUUAGGUCACGAGUAUACACAGUAUAAUUUUGUUUGUUUCUUACUCCCUCGACUCUACUAACGUUUUGUACACAACAAUCAACAUCUGUUUACAUUCAUUCAAAUGAAUGUACAUUGGGAUAGGCACAAAUUGACAAGUGGUUUGGGUACAAAGCAACUCAAACUGGGCACAAAUCAACUGAGUUUGGGUAUGAAACAACCACGGGCACAAAAUGACUGGAUACCACUAAUGGGUACCAUUGAACUGUUUUGAAAACAUAAAGAAUUGCUGAUAGAUUAGCAUCCUAUUCAGAGGUGACUUUGGUAUAUGGUGUGACUGCAUUCAGUUUUAAGGACACUUAACCCAUGAGUGACUAAGAAAGAAUUUCUCACUACUAUAUCUAUACAAUAUCAUGCAGACAAGUGAUGAAAAUAAAGAAAAAUAUCAAUUGUCGCAUUACUAAUUGACCUGAUAGCAAAUUCUCCAAACUAACAUGAUGAGAAUCAUUUUGCAGAUGGUAAGGAGAAUUACUAAUGAGAUCUUGGGUGUUAAAGGGUUAAGCAAAUAAAUGCACUCCCAGAUAACUUUGGAUUAGUCUGAUUUUACUUCAUCACACUUAUGAUUGGUCUAAAAUACUCAAGCCACCUUCUCAUAAAAUCAGGUGCAAAAUUUAAAUAAAGCAAUUAUGACUUGGUUUCCCCUGCUUUUCAGGCAGUUUGCUUGGUUUUAUUAUUUGAUAAUUACCUCUGUUCUGAUUAGUUUGAUUUUGGUUUUAGGAGAUGCAAUUGAAUUGGGUUUUAAUAAUUGUUCUUUAUUGAUUUUCUUCUAGGUAUUGACCUCAAAUUUCUACAGCAGGCCAUCAGUAUGUCUAAUACAGCUGUUUAUUCUCUGCACAAGACAGCCACAAGGGAACACAUCAAGAAAAAGGCUUGUGAAUGGGGAGUGAAAUUGGAAGUGUUGGCUGAACUUCGCUUUGACUUGGCGGCCAGUUACAGGUUUCACCGCAAAAAGACAGUUGAUAUUGAGGUAGACUUCAUAAGAAUAGACUGUUCAAACAGCUGACAGCUGAGGUGAAUGAAGAGUUCGGUUAUUUGAAUUAUCUGCAGUUGUAUUAGGAGCACUGUUUAGCGUUUAUCUAAGAUCAAAAAACAAUUGAAAGUCAGUUGAAAAGAAACGUGAUGUUGUUACCAAGGCUUACUUCGAAUGAGUCAAUUAAAAGAUGAACCUUAAGAUCGCUGCAUCAGAUGUAGACAAAGACUGGUUUGAUUUGGUCUGAAUAAUAGGCGAUCGGUGAUUUGAAGCGUCGCUUGUUAGCUGCUUUCAGAACAACUGUCUUGUGCAAAGUGCAAGUCACGUGCAAGUUACGCCCUCCUUAGUUUCGGGCGUAACUCGUCUUUCGUGCUUACAUUGUGCGCGCAUUCAUUUGGUCUCCAAAAUAUCGUAAAACUAAAGAAAAUAUGACGCCUAAUCUGUAUGUUACGCGUGAGAGAGGAUUCACUCAGUAGAUAUUGUGCUUAUCGACUGAUGGCUGAAUAUUUAAAAAGGGUGAAGCUUGAAUUCAUUAUCACGCGAUCAAAAUUAGGGGAAACAUUUUUUGAAUGCUUAAGUUAAAAUUGUCUGGGCACUCAAACUUCACAGCGAGACGGAUAGCGCCAGGCCACUGUUUUUCACUUCUCAAUCUCUGCUUUACACAUGCGUUAUUGACUAAGCUUGAGGUCAAUAUGGCUUCAUAUUGGCCGAGUUCUUUUUCUGCGUUGUUGUGGA
Molecule: messenger RNA, 3413 nt
Organism: Pocillopora meandrina
Lineage: Eukaryota; Metazoa; Cnidaria; Anthozoa; Scleractinia; Pocilloporidae
Source: the annotation of a GenBank genome assembly